Marmota flaviventris (yellow-bellied marmot) is the source of this 2506-nucleotide messenger RNA. NCBI's taxonomy places the organism in Eukaryota, Metazoa, Chordata, Mammalia, Rodentia, Sciuridae. The record is from RefSeq and is a predicted model, not a curated record.
UGAGUGACAGCCGAGGCGUGCUGCGCUCCUACCGGGCUUGGCUGUGUUUUUCUGCACUUGUCACCGUUCAGGUCCCUCUCUGUAGGAACCGAGGAGUUGAGUGACUCGCCCAAGGUCACCCAGCUGCAGCGUCGGGACCAGAACGUGGCUUGGCCUGCGAGCGCAGCUGGUGUCUCUUAGCCACCGGUUUGAGAUCCGUGGGGCGGUGGGGUUCCCUUGCCUCUGGUCCUAACGGUGUGCUUUGUGGAAAUUUAGACCUCGGGUUUGUGUGUUGGAGUAUUGCACGACGACUUCAGAAAGAAAAAGAAAGAAAAAAAGUGUGCAUCGUUGCACAAACUAUUCACAGACGGCUGCAGUCAAGAUGGGCUUUGCCAUAGUGGUAUCAGCCUCCCGCAAACCCCUGAGUCCCUUCACUGUAACACAGGCAGGGUGUCAGGUGUUGUGGAGGUGCCAAAUGAGGUCUGGUACUUGAGGAGCUUUGCGGUCUAGGUGAGCGUGCUGAGAAUGAUGAUUGGCAGAGUCCGUUGAUUUAAGGCCAGUUAAACGAAUGCCAUUGUGGUUCUUCACACAGGGGCGAUGGCUCGGGGGUUAGAGGGAUUGGUUAAAAGCCUUAUGAGGUUCAUCUGGAGGCUCACCUGCUGGGGCUAAGGAUGCACAAGGUAGUUGACUGAGGGAAUCUGUGCUCAGUAUUGAUUGGUCUCUCUAUAUAGGAAGCCCUUUUUCUGUGAAACAAACCAUGGUCGGUCAGUGGUCGUUCCUGAAGCCAUCAUAGCUCAAAUAAAGGUGUGUCAACCUGCAGCAGCAGAGCUGAGCUGUUUUCCCAGCAUCAUCAGCCCCCCCUGUCAGAGAGUGAAGAAGAAGAUGAAAUUGAAAUGGAAGUUGAAGACCAGGACAGCAAAGAAGCAAAAAAACCAAACAUCAUAAAUUUUGACACGAGUCUGCCAACCUCACACACGUAUCUGGGCGCUGACAUGGAGGAGUUCCAUGGCAGGACUUUGCAUGACGACGACAGUUGUCAGGUGAUCCCGGUGCUCCCACAGGUGAUGAUGAUCCUGAUUCCCGGGCAGACUUUACCUCUACAGCUGUUUCGCCCUCAAGAAGUCAGUAUGGUGCGGAAUUUAAUUCAGAAAGAUAGAACCUUUGCAGUUCUUGCAUACAGUAAUAUACAGGAAAGGGAAGCACAGUUUGGAACGACAGCAGAGAUAUAUGCCUAUCGAGAAGAACAAGACUUUGGAAUUGAAAUAGUGAAAGUGAAAGCAAUUGGAAGACAAAGGUUCAAAGUCCUGGAACUCAGAACACAGUCAGAUGGAAUCCAGCAAGCUAAAGUGCAAAUUCUUCCUGAAUGUGUGUUGCCUUCAACCAUGUCUGCAGUUCAGUUAGAAUCCCUCAAUAAGUGCCAGAUAUUUCCUUCAAAACCUGUCUCAUGGGAAGACCAGUAUUCAUGUAAAUGGUGGCAGAAAUACCAGAAGAGAAAGUUUCAUUGUGCAAAUCUGACUUCGUGGCCCCGCUGGCUGUAUUCUCUGUAUGAUGCUGAAACCUUGAUGGAUAGAAUUAAGAAACAGCUACAUGAGUGGGAUGAAAAUCUAAAAGAUGAUUCUCUUCCUUCAAAUCCAAUAGAUUUUUCUUACAGAGUGGCCGCGUGUCUUCCUAUUGAUGAUGUAUUAAGAAUUCAGCUCCUUAAAAUCGGCAGUGCCGUCCAGCGGCUUCGCUGUGAAUUGGACAUCAUGAACAAAUGUACUUCCCUUUGCUGUAAACAAUGUCAAGAAACAGAGAUCACAACCAAAAAUGAAAUAUUCAGUUUAUCCUUAUGUGGGCCCAUGGCAGCAUAUGUGAAUCCUCACGGAUAUGUGCAUGAGACACUGACCGUGUAUAAAGCUUCCAACUUGAACCUGAUAGGCCGGCCUUCAACAGAGCACAGCUGGUUUCCUGGGUAUGCAUGGACCAUCGCCCAGUGUAAGAUAUGUGCAAGUCACAUCGGAUGGAAAUUCACAGCCACCAAAAAAGACAUGUCACCUCAAAAAUUUUGGGGUUUAACUCGAUCUGCUCUUUUGCCCACAAUCCCAGACACUGAUGAUGAACUGAGCCCAGACAAAGUGAUACUUUGCUUGUAAACAGAAGUGGUAUGGAUAGGAAUCUAACAAAUUGGUAUUCUCAUAUCUGCUUUGGAAAUUAAUGCCUAAAAUGUAUCACUUAACAGCAACAUUACAUGGUGGCCUGCUGACUCACCCAAGUUGGAGAAGAGGAGGAGAGUAGACCACAGCUUGUUUUCUGGAGUGUUAUCCCACAGGUCUGUUCUGGUUCUGUGACAGGACCUGGAGUUAUACAUACCAAAUUACUCCUCUUCUGGCAGCGGCGAAGCAGUGCACGUUUCUUUUUGAAAGAUGCAGGUCUGUGUAUAUUGUUACUUUCAAAGGAGUUUGUUUCUUUCAGUUUUCUGUAGCUUCUGAGAGAUACUGAUUUGUAAAUUUUGAAAAUAUUAAAACAUGCACUUUUAGCCUGAAAAAGA